AUGGAAUCAAUUGACCCUGGCCACCAGCUCCGCUCAGUCAUUUUCCGCCCCAUCCAGUCGUGUCCUGGGCUGUACUGUACUGUAUUGCUCUCUCAUAGAAGUGCUGAUGAAGGUCCGCAACUCUCAACUGGCCGAAUGGCGAGCGAGUGCCCAACAAGCGCCAAGGGUCAUCAAUGA
This is a messenger RNA of Pochonia chlamydosporia 170, 177 nucleotides long. RefSeq lists its product as hypothetical. Lineage: Eukaryota; Fungi; Ascomycota; Sordariomycetes; Hypocreales; Clavicipitaceae. The transcript has a single exon. The coding region runs from base 1 to 177 and encodes 58 amino acids. The record is from RefSeq and is a predicted model, not a curated record.